This is a messenger RNA of Oppiella nova, 285 nucleotides long. NCBI's taxonomy places the organism in Eukaryota, Metazoa, Arthropoda, Arachnida, Sarcoptiformes, Oppiidae. The record is from the annotation of a GenBank genome assembly.
AUGAAUGCAGUGUUGAGUAGAAGUGCAGUCAUUGUGAAGGCAUUGCACCGACAGUACUGUCGGUACAGACACUACGGGACAGACACUCCAUUCGUGCGGACACUCGACGGACAGGCGUUCAUACGAGACGUGAGGGAUAGGGAGGCAAUAGGUGAUGACAUGGACUGUGAACUGAGUUUAUUGGACACCAAAUACUGUACACAACAAACACUCGACGCACUGUCCGUACGAUUGACUAACGCUAACAACUUUCCUCUGCUUCCCAACCCUCGCAUCAAAUCAGGU